Messenger RNA from Myiozetetes cayanensis, 1950 nucleotides. Its product is annotated as sphingomyelin phosphodiesterase 5-like. Bases 1 to 1950 code for a protein of 649 amino acids. NCBI's taxonomy places the organism in Eukaryota, Metazoa, Chordata, Aves, Passeriformes, Tyrannidae. The transcript is spliced from 8 exons. The record is from RefSeq and is a predicted model, not a curated record. Gene Ontology annotation, biological process: sphingomyelin metabolic process. Gene Ontology annotation, molecular function: sphingomyelin phosphodiesterase activity. Gene Ontology annotation, cellular component: cytoplasm; extracellular region.
AUGACGGGCCCGGGGACAGCGGUGGCCCCCGGCCACCCCCGGGCACGAGGGGACGGAGGGGACGGUGACGCCGUGGAGGUGGCGGUGGCCCCAGCGAUGGCCCCCGGCGCUGGGGGGUGCGGAGGUUGCCCCAACUGCUCCGGAGCCCCUGACUCGGCCUGCGACCCCCCCGCCGACGCCCCGAUGCCGUGGCCGCCCCCCACGAGGCUGCCGGAGUCCCCCUUCCCCACGCCGGCGCUGGCGGUGCUGGACGCGGUGGCCGGGGGGCUGCUGGCCCCCAGCUGGUGGGCGCUGGACCGGCUGCUGGCCCUGCGUCCCACCACGGCGCAGCGGGCGCAGUGGCGCGGCCGGGGCGGGCGGUGUUGCGGGGUGGGCGUGCGGGUUCUGGCGGGGCUGGCGCUGGUGCCGGCGCUGCUGCUGUCGCUGCCCCUGGGCGCGCUGGGGCUGCUGCUGUGGCUGCCGGUGCAGGCCGCUCGCCGCCCCUUCGUGUACCAGCACUCGGCGGGCACCGCGCCCGCGCCGCCCUGGGACCCCCGGCACCGCCGCUGCUUCACCUUCCUCAGCGCCAACCUGUGCCUGCUGCCCGGCGGCCUGGCCAGGUUCAGCAACCUGGGCCGCACGCGGAGCCGCGCCCGGCGCAUCGCCCGGCUCCUGGCGCCCGGCACCCCCGAGGAAACUCCCGGAGACCGCGCCGGGCUGCUGGAGCCGCGGCAAGGGGAGCCCAAGGGCUACGGGGGCACACUCGGCACUGCGCGGUCGUGGCGCGGCCCCGGCGCUCGGGGGGACCCCGGGGUGGAGAUGGCGUGGGAGGUGCUGGCGGAGGAUCCGGUGAUGGUGGCGUACCCAGCACCGGGGCUGGAGGUGCCGGCGGCCAAUCCUUCCCCCGUGGCCAGCCCCUCGCUGACGGCGAACGCGACGCCUUGGCUGGAGAUGGCGGUGACCGACCCAGCAGCGACGGCCAGCCCGUCACCAGCAGACAGCUCGGUGCCAACGCUGGCGAUGCCGAUGUCCAGCCCAACGCCGGGACCCGUCCCACCCCCGGAGUCCCCCGCGGUGCCGUCGGUGCUCUCGGAGCACAUCCCGCCGGACACGGACUUCGUGUGUCUGCAGGAGGUGUUCGACGGCGCCGCGGCCGCCGUCCUGCGCCGGCAGCUGGGCCGCAGGUUCCCGUUCGUGCUGUGGGGGGUGGGCCCGGGGGGGCUGCGGCAGCGACGGCUGCGGGUGCUGGGCAGCGGGCUCGUCCUGGGCAGCCGCUUCCCGCUGCUGGCCGCCCGCUUCCAGCCCUUCCCCAACGGCGCCCGCGAGGACGCGCUGGCCAACAAGGGGCUGCUGCUCGCACAGGUGCUGCUGGGGUCGGCGCGGGGGCGGCGCCUCGUGGGGUUCAUCGGCUGCACCCACCUGCAGGCGCCGGCGUGUGAUGCCACCAUCCGUGACGUGCAGCUGACCCUGGUGCUCCGGUGGCUCCGGGAGUUCCGGCAGGAGCAGGAGCAGCGUGGGGACCUGGUGGCCUUUGACGUCCUCUGUGGGGACCUCAACUUUGACAACUGCUCCCAGAGUGAUGCGCUGAACCAGCAGCACCGGCUCUUCGAGGAGUACCAGGACCCCUGUCGCCUGGGGCCAGGCCAGGACCAACCCUGGGCCAUAGGGACUCUGCUCAACUACCUCAAGAUCUACGAGGAGCCCGUGUCCACCCCUGAGAAGAUGAAGAGGACGCUGUCCCAGCCCUGGGGGCGGCAGCAGUACCUGGCGGGGCCCAUCCUGUGCAACGGGGACCCCGAUCCCGCCGCCCCCCGGCCCUGGCAGGGCCGGCGCGUGGACUACGCGCUGCACCGCAGGCACCCGGCGCUGUCUACCGAGGUGGCCGCGGUCUCCGUCAUCACCCAGCUGGCCACGUUCUCCGACCACCUGCCCGUGGCUCUGCGGCUCUGGGUGGGACCCGCCGGCCCCUGA